AUUUACAUCACAAUAUAAUGACUACAUAUAUAUCUUCUACUCGUACCCGUAACAGAUUAUAGCAGAUUAUCUCCGCUCUUUACACUACAUGGCUGAGCAAGAUCAAGCUAAUCCUCCCAACAUGACGCUCUCACAUCGAUAUAAACAUUCCAACCAACAGUCUCCCAGUACCAUGGCUUCACCCCAGGCGACCACCCAGUCGUCCACGCCGCAGAGGUUCAACGGUCCUGCGAGGGAUGGGGAUUGGGCCAACUACCGAGACACCAUUACGUCCUUAUAUCUCGACCAGAACAAGAGUCUGAAAGAGGUCAUGCGCAUCAUGCGCGAGGAAUACUACUUCUACGCGACAGAAAAGAUGUACAAGAUCCGCUUCAACAAAUGGGGCCUGCAUAAGAAGCUGCGGGCCCACCAGGUGGCAGAACUCCUAGUCCAGCGGGGUAAGCGCGCUGCCGUUGGCAAGUCGUCUGUGUCCUUCGUUGGCGGCCGCAAGAUCGACGCCGACAGGCUCAACACAUAUCUACGCCGGGUCUCCCCCGCCAGACGUAAGGAGCUGGUCGCCAUACUCUCAGGCAGGGUAGAAAUGGCCGGCUCUCAGAAGCGUAGCAUAGAAGACAUCAUAUGCCGGACGCCAUCGCCCGAACCAGAGCCAGCGAUAGAGACAGUGCCGAGGCGACUAGAUGCACCCGAUAGCUUACGGCUCCCCGAGGAGUGUAUGCAAAUCGUCCAGGCGUAUAUCGGGGGCGCUUUCGAUGGUGCAUUAUGGAAAACUACACCCAACAGAGAAUUGGUAUUUCCACCCCGAGGAAAGACGUGGCUAGACCCCGUGUCGUCUGCGAGGCAACUCUUCAUCAACGGUUUUACGGAUCAGGGGUUCUGUAUGAUUAGGGAAACCUUCGCCGGCUACCAGGAAGUGAUGGAACGGCAAGAUCCCUCACUUCUCGUCGAAACAUGUCUCGCCCUUGGAGCGUUACGACAAUCCGGACCAGACUUAGCCGAAUCGUUGAUCAAUUACGCAUACGGCAUGUCCCGGAUCAUCCUAGGUCCCAGGCAUCCUCUACACUUACUAUUCUCACGACUGAGAGGCCUCAGCUCAUACGAGAUCGCACAGUUCUCGGGUGUCAUACUCGAGACCUUCUUGAAAACCGUCCAGAUCGAUACCCGCCUUAAGCCGACAUAUCUCGCGACCGUGUACCGCGCGAUGCUCAACAGCGAAUUCAUCGAGACGGCCGUGGCGCAGCGGUACAUGGAAGGCCUACUCGCGGACCUCAAGGAAACGGAGUCGCCGGACUUACCGGCAGACGAGUUACGGAAGAAGGAUAUCGACCUUCUCCAACACCACGUCACCUGGCUGUUCAACUUACACAACAAGCCAACAGAAGCCAAGGUAGCAGCGAAGACACUAGUAGAGACCCGUCGCCGCGACCCUCGCCUCGCGCGCUUCAGCUGCUAUAACAUGCUUCGCACGCUACCGACCAGCUACGAAGUCACGGACAAGGAGGCCAUCGACAUCCUAUACCAGAGCCUCGCGAUCUGCGAGACGGAGUUCGGGCGCAGCGACAACGCAACCGUAGUCGUUCUCGCGACACUGCAGAACUACCUCCGACGCAUGGGUCGCUACGAGGAGGCGGCCAAGGUGCGGAAGGACUUCGAGACGCGGUGGGAUGAGGUGGUGGAAGGGAUGAGCCGGCUGAAAACCUGACCCGCAGCCCUAAUGAAUACCUACUACAUGGUGCAAUAGACAGGGAAUACAACGGUGCGCUGAACAGUCGUGAGAGGACAUAUAGGUGUACGGUGGUAUUCUUUAUGUAGUAACCCUGCAGCUUUGAGAACGAAAGCCA
Molecule: messenger RNA, 1838 nt
Organism: Annulohypoxylon maeteangense
Lineage: Eukaryota; Fungi; Ascomycota; Sordariomycetes; Xylariales; Hypoxylaceae
Exons: 2
Coding region: 89-1699 (536 amino acids)
Molecular function (GO): protein binding
Source: RefSeq, a predicted model, not a curated record